AUGAAGCGGAAGAAUAUAGAGCCAAGCGCACAUAUAUAUUGUAGCUUGAUUAACGGGUUAGGGUCCGAGAAUAGGUUAAGCGAGUCUUUACAAUUCUUCGAGCUAUAUAAGUCGUGUGGGCAUGCUAUUGAGGCUCCAACUUAUAACGCGGCUGUGGGGUCUUAUUGUUGGUCAAUGCGGAUUGAUGAUGCUUUUAAGGUAGUUCACGAGAUGAAACAAUGUGGGGUCGGGCCAAAUUCGCAAACUUUUGACAUAAUUCUUCAUCACUUGGUUAAAGCGCGAAGAACAGAAGAGGCGUACAGCGUUUUCAAACGAAUGAAAGAUGAGUUUGAUUGUGAUCCGAGUGUGAGUACUUACGAGAUCAUAAUACGGAUGUUUUGUAACGAGGGUAAGGUGGAUAUCGCGAUGAGUGUUUGGGAAGAGAUGAAGGGGGAAGGAGUGCUACCGGGAAUGCAUGUGUUUGCUACUUUGAUUAACGCGUUGUGUCGCGAAAGAAAGUUGGAAGAUGGUUGCAAGUAUUUUGAAGAAAUGUUGGAUAUGGGUAUAAGGCCUCCUACACAUAUGUUUAAUAAGCUAAAACAAGCUCUUGUUAGUGAAGGGAAAGAAGAUGUUGUGAUGAUGUUGACUCGUAGGCUUGAGAAAUUGAAAACACUUUUAGUGGUUUGUUGA
Messenger RNA from Helianthus annuus (common sunflower), 669 nucleotides. Its product is annotated as pentatricopeptide repeat-containing protein At1g71060, mitochondrial. Gene Ontology annotation, molecular function: protein binding. Bases 1 to 669 code for a protein of 222 amino acids. The transcript has a single exon. NCBI's taxonomy places the organism in Eukaryota, Viridiplantae, Streptophyta, Magnoliopsida, Asterales, Asteraceae. The record is from RefSeq and is a predicted model, not a curated record.